This is a messenger RNA of Phoenix dactylifera (date palm), 3976 nucleotides long. It is a transcript of the gene SEC8, whose product is annotated as subunit of exocyst complex 8. Lineage: Eukaryota; Viridiplantae; Streptophyta; Magnoliopsida; Arecales; Arecaceae. The record is from RefSeq and is a predicted model, not a curated record. Gene Ontology annotation, biological process: Golgi to plasma membrane transport; exocytosis. Gene Ontology annotation, cellular component: exocyst.
UCACAGGUACGAGGGGAGAAAAGGAAACCAACAGGGCUCUGCCAUUUCCACGAGCAGCCGUCGCUCGCCUUCUCUAUCCUCCUCCUGGGCCGUCGCCGUGCUGCCGGCGUCACCACUCCGUCGAGAAAUCUUGCCUCCCUCCUACGCCCUAGAGCGGCCAUCGCCACCAUCUCCCAACCCCACUCCUAAUUGAUUCGGGCCGGAUCUAAGUCGGGAACGGGACGAUCGCCCUAAUUUCCAAACCCUUCUUUCCCUCUUGGUGGAUCUCGCGACCCUGCCGCCAUUUUUACCUCCCAAUCUUGAGCUCGCUCGCUUGGUCGAUCGAUCUUGGAAUUCUCUCUGUCCUCUGGAUGAGCUUGCUGGCCAUCGACUAGAUCUUGAGGCUGGUCAACAUGAUGAGUUCCGGACGGAGUAAAGGUAUUUUUGAUGGGCUGCCCAUUCCUGCUGAUAAGUCUUAUUUGAGAGAAGGGCUUUCUCAAACAGAUGAAAGUUGGGCAGCUGCACGUUUUGAUUCUCUGCCUCAUGUUGUGCAUAUUUUAACAUCGAAGGAUCGCGAAGGUGAAAUCCAGUUCUUGAAGGAACAAAGCGAUCUCAUCGAGGAUGUUGUUGAUGAAGUUGUACAUUCAUAUCAUCAUGGUUUCAAUAAAGCAAUUCAAAACUACUCCCAAAUCCUGCGUUUGUUUAGUGAAUCUGCUGAAAGCAUUUCUGUGCUAAAGAUCGAUAUGGCAGAGGCAAAGAAACUUCUAGGUUCUCGAAGCAAGCAGUUGCGUCAAUUGUGGUAUCGAUCGCUUACACUACGUCACAUUCUAUCUCUGCUGGAUCAAAUCGAGGGUGUGGCCAAGGUUCCUGGUCGCAUCGAGAAGCUGAUCAUAGAAAAACAGUUAUAUGCUGCUGUUCAGUUGCUUGUCCAGUCAACAUUGAUGCUAGAGAGGGAGGGCCUUCAAGUGGUUGGUGCUCUUCAAGAUGUUCGAUCUGAAUUAACAAAGUUGCGUGGGGUUUUGUUCUAUAAAGUUCUUGAAGAUUUGCACAAUCAUCUUUACAAUAAGGGUGAAUACAGCUCAACUACAUUGAGCAUUCCUGAGAGAGAUGAUGAAAUACCAACUACCACUGCCGUUGGGCUCUCAGUAAGCAGUUCACAGCCUCUAUCUAGGAGAACCAGAUCAUUGAAAGGCGAUAAUCACAUUGGUGGACCUGAUGGAUCUUACAGGCCAGGGUCUGUUGAUGCCGGCUCUUCAUUUGAUGGUCACGAUGAUGAGAGUAGUAUGGAGUUACUUGAUGGUGGUGCCUCUGAUGGUGUUCUUCAAUCAGUGAAGGCCCAUGCUGGUGAUGGACAUGUUAAGAGUAUUUCUCGUCAUAUUCCAACAUGGCUUUCAUAUGCCACACCAGAUGAAUUUCUUGAAUCAAUGAAAAAGAGCAAUGCCCCUACCCACGUGAAAUAUUUACAUACGUUGGUAGAGUGCCUGUGUAUGCUUGGCAAAGUUGCAGCUGCUGGUGCUAUAAUAUGUCAAAGACUGCGUUCUACCAUUCAUGAUGUGAUUACUUCAAAAAUAAAAGAACAUGCAGUACAAAAUUCAUCGAGGUCAUGCACGAGUCAGGUUACCAGAACAGCUACUUCUGACUCGUAUUAUUCUAAAGGAUUGUUAGAUAGCUACCAUGUGCUGAAACAGAAGCAUAGGAAUGGGGCAUCAUCUGUGGGGACACAAAUGGCUAUUAGUCCAGUCUCUCCAGCAAUGACACCUAUGGGCACAGCACAGUCAGCAGCCAGCGAACUUCUUAGCUUGAUAUUAGAUUCUGUCAUUCGUAUACUUGAGAACCAUAUUAUUGUUGGCGAGCUUCUGGAAUCAAAAUCAUCUCAACAAGGUGACAGUAUAAACACACCUAAAUCCAUAAGUGGUGACCCAAGCUGGAAUCCAGAUUCUGAAUCUUCUCAAGUUACUGGAGGCUUUACUGUGGGCUUUUCCUUGACAGUCAUACAGAGUGAAUGCCAACAACUCAUAUGUGAAGUUUUAAGGGCAACCCCGGAAGCUGCAACUGCAGAUGCUGCUGUUCAAACAGCUAGACUUGCAAACAAGGCCCCUGUAAAGGAAAAAAGGGAUGGAUCAGAAGGCCUUUCUUUUGCCUUUCGAUUUACAGAUGCAGCUGUAUCAAUGCCUAACCAAGGUGCUGGUCAAGGAUGGCGGAGGGGUUCAAAUGUGCAACAAGAAGGAUAUGGAACUGCAGCUGUUCUUCCUGAUCAGGGAAUUUAUCUAGCAGCAUCAGUUUAUCGCCCAGUUCUCCAGUUUACUGACAAAAUUGCAUCAAUGCUGCCGAAUAAGUAUUCACAACUUGGGAAUGAUGGUCUGUUAGUAUUUGUAGAGAACUUUUUGAAGGAUCAUUUUUUGCCAGCAAUGUUUGUCGAUUACCGAAAAUGUGUCCAACAGGCUAUAUCAAGUCCAGCAGCAUUCAGGCCACGGGCUCAUGCUGCUUCAGUGUAUAGCCCAGUAGUCGAUAGGGGCCGUCCUGUAUUGCAAGGCCUUUUAGCUACUGAUUUCUUAGCAAAAGAGGUGCUUGGCUGGGCACGUUUAAUGCCAAAAUAUGCAGGGGAACUUGUUGAAUAUGUGCAAACAUUCCUGGAACGUGCUUAUGAAAGAUGCCGAACUUCAUACAUGGAGGCUGUUUUAGAAAAGCAGAGCUAUAUGCUUAUUGGGAGGAACGAUAUCGAGAGCUUGAUGCGACUUGACCCAUCAAAUGCUUAUUUACGAAAAUCCUCGGGGCAACCUUUUCUUGAAAACAAUGUUCCGGAUGCAGAAACUGUUGAAGUGGAGACAGAAAUGAGUGACUUAUUAUUGAGCUUGCGUCCAAUCAAGCAGGAAAACUUAAUCCGUGAUGAUCAUAAACUCAUUUUGUUGGCAUCUCUUAGCGAUUCUUUGGAAUGUCUAGCGGAUUCCAUUGAAAGGCUUGGAGAGUCUUUUGUAGGAGUGCCCACUGAUGCAGAUGAGAAGACCCGUGCUAAGCCAGCUAAUCACCCUGAACGGACUACAAGUGCAAUUCCUAAAAACCUUGCAUCUCUUGCUGAUGAAUAUAAGAGAUUGGCGAUUGAUUGUCUCAAGGUUCUACGAUUGGAAAUGCAAUUAGAAACAAUUUUUCACAUGCAGGAAAUGACCAAUAGGGAGUAUGUGGAAGAUCAAGAUGCAGAAGAACCUGAUGAUUUUAUUAUUUCACUUACAGCACAGAUUACUCGUUGGGAUGAGGAAAUAGCACCAUUUGUUGGAGAGUCAAAGAGGAAUUAUAUAUUUGGUGGAAUAUGUAGUGUUGCAGCAAGUGCAUCUAUCAAGGCUCUAGCUGAAAUGAAAUCCAUUAACCUAUUGGGAGUCCAGCAGAUAUGCAGAAAUUCCAUUGCAUUGGAACAGGCUCUGGCAGCCAUACCUCCGAUAGACAAUGAAGCAGUCCAACAGAGACUAGAUCGUGUUCGGACAUACUAUGAGCUUUUAAAUCUGCCAUUCGAGGCCUUGCUUGCAUUUAUCACAGAACAUGAGUACCUCUUUACAGCAAAAGAGUAUUCCAGCCUCCUAAAGAUCGAUGUCCCAGGCAGAGAAAUUCCAGCUGAUGCAGAGCAGCGUCUCAAUGAAAUCUUGAGUCAAUAGUCUUUCUGACAGAAUUGAAGCUGGAUUUGUCAUUUCAUAAGCCUGCAUGAGCUUUGCAUGCGAUACAGAUCAAUGUGAUGAUAACAAUAUGGCAAGCACCUGCCAUGCAUAAGCAGCAGCAUUUAUGCAGACCACUUGGACUACAAGUCGAUAGCUACAUAUCUGAAAAUUUUAAAUUUUUUCUGCAUCUUGUUGUCCAUAUUGAUUUUAUUCUCUGAAGUAUUGAUAUAAGGUUAAUGUUAUUUUUGUUUUUGACAUAUUCUUUUGUCAUUGUCAUUAAGUACUGCUUUGGUUGUAUUCAAUGUCGAUUCAUUUCUUCACUACGGUUUUCAGUGGGGAUUUUUUGUUGGUAA